AUGGUUUCCAACAAAUGCCGCGCUUUGGGGGUUUCAGUAUACGUACAAACAAGUCUGAAGGAUGUUUAUGAGUCUGUACUACUCGAGGAUCUAGUUGCCGCAGUUGAGAAAUCAGUUGACGACCGACUGUGGCGGUAUGUUUUUUAUGCGCCUGUCGAAGAGCUCCGAGCGGAACUGAGAAAGCUCGAGAGGAAUAGUUCUCGGCGUCAGGAAGUCAUGGAUGAACUCAGUAAACUGCUGGACAAGGGGACUGGGUUCUAUCACGAGAUGAUCAUGGCUCUGCGCAGUGAACACAACCUUGACCUCGGCAAUAUUGCCGUCGAAGUUUUGCAGGCGGAUUCAGGAACAUCCAACAGGAAUAAACCGUCCGAAACGAGUCGAUUUUCCCAGCAACAACAAAGUCAACAGCAGCAGCAACAGCAGCAGCAGCAACCGCGUAGCAGGAAUGGCCGAAACCGACAACAGUCCAAAAAGGAGGAAUCGUCAACAGUAUCCUCGCUGGUCCCUGCCUACCCGAAAGAGUCACUGGCGAGCUGUAUCCAAAAAUGCUUUAUCUAUCUAGGAGACUUGGCGCGAUACAGGACCAAUAUUCGGUUAGAGACACAGGCUGUCGAAGCUAUAUCAAAUUCAACUGGAGAGGAGACCACAAAGUCGACCCAGUCAAGGCCAUCCGCGUCGGAUUGGCAGGCGGCCUUUAGAUUCUAUCAAAGAGCCAUUCGUGUAUUCCCUGACAGCGGGAAACCAUAUGGUCAACUCGCCAUUCUCUCAUCCUACGCCAGCGACGACAUUGAUGCUCUGUAUUGGUACUGCCUGAGUCUGGGCGCAAAGAUUCCUUCAGUGGUUGUGCGAGACAAUCUCAAGGUGUUUUUUUCUCGGUACCAGAAUCGGUUCAAGGAUCUACUCGCUUCGAUUUGCCCGAACGCAGAUGACUCCAAGGGAGCGAUGGUGAUGAGUCUGGAUGACGACGAAGAGGACGGAGACGAGUCAAUUGAGAACGAGACAAAUUUGGCGCAGCAAUUGGCAUUGGCACGGUGCGAUCUGAGCGUUCUGCUCAUCAAGAUACAAAUGGACCUAUUUUCACCGAACCUCCGCAGUGUAACAUUUUACGACUCAACUCUGCUGGAUGCACUGUGUCAAAAGCUGUCGAGUAGGUUGGCGAGCAGAGGAUUUGAGAGCACGGCGCAAAAGAUGGUGGCGUCGAUUGUCUUUAUUGUCUAUGACCUUCAUGCCAGGACGACACUCUCUUCAUUUCCGACAGAAUCGACGACCAAGGAAGGCUCUAUGGGACUGAAGCAGGCGCAGAGAGCAGGACUCAUUUAUCUCUUACGAGUGGCGACAGUGUUGAUGGAUCGCCAACUGCUCAUGCUGAGCUACAUGGGAGAUCGUAAAAAGGGCAAGUCUGCAGCGUCGUUGCCUAGGCUGGACCAGGAGUUGAUGUCGCCUGUUCAUUGUCUGAUAGAGUUCUGGAUGUCGUACUGGGACCAAAUUUGGGGGAUGAUUCGACUGGAGGAGAAGUGGGCAGUUCGCGAUCAGCACGCAGACGACCCCGAUGUCGAUGAUGCUUCACAGAGGGCGCUCUGCCUGUUGCAACAGGAUCGGGGAGAUUUCUAUGGACUCAUGCCGUUUCGCCGUUUUCACUUGCAGUUGGCGCCGUGUAUGGACACAGCAGAGAAUUUGGAGGAGACGCGGUUCAAUCGACUGCUACUCUUUGCGACCAAGGUCAUUCAGGCGAGCGAAGGUAUCCGGGGGACUGUUAUCGAGAUGUCUUUUGAACCUGUCGGUGCCGCUGCGGACUCUUUGGAUCAAGAUACGAGCAGGCCUUCACAGUACCGUGUCCUGGAUGCCGACGACAAGCGCUUGUUGAGAGAAAAGGGGUCAAAGAUGUUGGCGUCUCAUUGGCUUCAGGAUCAGGUCACGACGCUUCAAAAGGGACUAGAGGAUACCGGACGGAGGAUUGCACAACCUGGACGUGGUGGCGAUGGUGGCGGACGACGAGACAACACAAACAAAAUCCCGAUCACCAUGCUUCCGUCCAUGGUCAAGCUUCCUGCCACCGGCCAAACACGCGUGACGGACCACUUUCAACGGGAGCGGAAAGAGCGAUCCAACAUCGGCGGCGGUAAGAUGGGUGGUGCUCAUUCUCCCCAGUCCAGACCAAGUCGACCCAACCACAACAACAACAACAACAACAACAACAACAAUAACAACAACAACCAUCUCUACGCCAACUCGAGCAACAGCAAGUACCAAGGUCCCCCACGGUGGACCUGUGUCGUGGACAUGUCGGUUCUGGUCUGGAAUCUGAACGAGAUCAAGACGUUGUUGGAUCACCGGCAGUGUCUGUUGAUUGUGCCGCUGGAUGUCAUUGACCGACUGGAUCAGGCCAAGAAGGGACAGGACAAGGGAAACCAAAAGACGAGAGAGGCGAUUCGGUUCCUGGACGAUUGGCUGAAUAUUGUUAGGUGGGGGCGAACGGAACCGUUGUUGGUGGGGCAAAAUGUGAAGGACAGUCUUGGACGGUGGAGUGAGGCUGUGCCGUAUUUGGUUGAGGAGGAACCGGAGGCGAAGGAGCAGGAGGGACAUGAGCAUGUUGCUACGAACAGCAAGGGCGAAGGUGGCUUGAAUGGAAAGGGGGAGACCAACGGACAAGAGAAGCAGGAGAACGGCGAUGGCGAUACCGUCAUAAUAGAUUCGGACAUCAAGACCACGACGACCAACAACCAACAACCCCCAGAUGCCAACGAUACCCCUGCCAAGCAACAACAACAACUCGAGGAGGAGAACGAAGUAGAGGUGCGGAAUGUGAUGAAUGUACCAAGGGUGUGGCGUCCGAUCCUGGGCGCUUGUCUGUUCAUGCUCCGAAAGCGAGAAGAGACCCAACGGAUCCCUAAGGACCGGUUCAUCCUCCUUACGGAGGACCCGGAUCUGGCGUAUUAUGCUGGGUGGUUUGACAUCCCUGUCAGCGAUAUCCAUGCCUGGAAGCAUCAUGGCAUCUAG
Molecule: messenger RNA, 2997 nt
Organism: Linnemannia hyalina
Lineage: Eukaryota; Fungi; Mortierellomycota; Mortierellomycetes; Mortierellales; Mortierellaceae
Source: the annotation of a GenBank genome assembly